CUUACUUAUAACUGAUGGUGCACAAACGUUCCGCAUUUGUGUUUCUAGAGGUAGUCUUCUAUUUCAUGGCUUUUAAAUGUGUUUUGAAAAAGCCGGGCGCGUUCGUUAUUUUGGAGUUUGUUUUGUAUGUGCGUGUCUAUAAUAACUGAUGUGAAAGCGAAAAAAUGUUUAAGUAUCUAUACAUUGUGUUUCGACGGGUGUACAAGUUAAUAUAGAAUGGAUCUCGAUGGUAACUCGCGUUAUCGCACGGAAAACGGUGUGUGACCUAUUAAAGUUAAUCAACGCCUUGUCAACAGAAGCAGCAUCUUCUUCAUUACGUACUAUCGCCGCUUUCAAGCACUUAAUCAUGUCGGGACAUCUGGAGACGGAAUCAGGUGACCUCACUGCCGGCGAUCACAGACAACCCAGAGCGCUGAACGUUUGCCGUUCUGACGUUGGUGACGACGGCAUCGACAAGUCGCGAAUUCUGAAGACGAUUGUGUGCGGUCAAGUUAACAAAGAAACGGCAGCGGAACCUCGUCCAAUCAGGUCGAUUUCCGGUUUCCCGGGUAAAGAUGACGUUACGAUUGAACUUCGACCUUUCAAGCACCAAGUUGGAGGUCACACGUGCGUUCUGGAGAUUGGGCAGACGACAAUCUGUAAACCGUACGUCGAGCGGGAGAGCUGGUUCUAUGCGAACGCCCCGGACGCAUUGAAGCAAUUCAUUCCAAAGUAUUUAGGUGAGACUUACGUAAGCUGCGAAGUGAAGGAUUCACGGAAGUGCCUCAUGGCGACCGUGCCGCGCGCGCUGAUAAAAAACGACGACAUGUCCCGCUACGAAAACGCGGGCACGUGCGACUUCCUGGUUGCCAAGCGACGGAAGAAGCAGCCGAAAAGCGACGUACUGACGAAUGAUUGUAUACUCCAAGAGACUCCGAAACUCCGCUCAUGGAGUAGCACGUGCGUUGAAAGACAGAUCAGUCGCUAUGGAUUCUGGGCCAACAACCAGCCUCAACGUUUUAUCAUGCUUGAAAAUCUCGUCUGGGACUGCGUCAAGCCGUGUCUUAUGGAUCUAAAAAUGGGCAAACGACAAUUCAGCGAAAAUGAAAGCGAGGAAAAGCGGAUGUUGAAAGAGCGCAGGUGCACGGAAACCACUUCCGCCUCGCUGGGUUUUCGAAUCUGCGGGAGUCAGAGUUAUCGGAUCCAAACAUCCACCUACACUUUCCAUGACAAGUACUACGGGCGUUCACUUAACGAGCUUGGCACAAAAGAGGAGCUACGUCAUUUCUUUCACAACGGCCUCUUUCUGCGAUGUGACGUCAUAGAAAAAAUUAUUGAGAAAAUUGUGUCACUCGAACGUGUUCUUAAUAAGGAAAAACAUUUCCAUCUGCAUUCCACAUCGUUGCUGCUGUUAUAUGACGGGCAUGUUGCUGAUGACGUCAUCAGUGUCGCUAGCAAUCACGUCAUUAAAAAGAAAGAUGUGACGGAUGUGAUUCGGAAAGUAGAUGACAAUAAUAUUUCUAUUAGCUCAUUAUCCUACGGUCUUUCGACUCCGUCAGUGUGUUCGAACGAAAAUACAAAUAGUGAUGUACGAAAUAAAGCGCUGACGUUAAAUCCAAUCAUUGACGUUAAAAUAUCGUCAAGCGUCUCGCCAAAACGCGAGUCAUGUUUCGACCACUGUGAUAUCUCUGACAGUGGAACGGUCGGCAAAGAGCAUCGCGCUUUUUCUCACGUCGAGUCCCUGUCCGUGGAAAAAUGCAUCGUCGACGUCCUACGAAGUGAAAAUAAUCACGUAGAAAACGCGCCGGUGCAAACUCCAAACAUGUCGAGACGGAAUGUAGAAAGCAUAGAAAUUCCUUCAGAAAUUAACACGAUUGUCACAAAGACAUUACAUUCGGAUCACGUGACACAUGCUAGUAAACAGCGAGUGUUCACUUCCAAUGCUGAGCAACAAUGUAGGGUCGAUAUGAGGUUAAUAGACUUCGCUAAUGCUAGUGAUAAAACGUCCGACAUGGAGAAUGGAGAGAAUCGACCGAUUCUGUUUGGAUUAGGAAACCUUAAGGCUAUUCUCAAUGAAAUUCUCAAAGAAGAGAUCCAUAAUCAGUAACUGGUAGCAGAACAAUGUUGACACGAAAUUUUCAAGGAUAUAGGCCAUAUAUAUUUUCCUCUAUGUUUAUCAUUAUCGGGCCUAUUAGUGUAUAGUAUCAUCAUUGCAGUGUUUUCAUUUUUAAUCGAUUGGCGAUCCGUAUCAUCGGUUGAAAAUCUUUAAAAAUCGGUUGUUUUUUAUCCGAUAGUGAAAUAAAUUUAGUGGUGUCACACCGCACCGUUUUUAUGAAACAUUGUUGACGAUUCGUCGGUCUAAAACGAAAGAGCUAAUCAGAAGCGUUGUAACAUAAAUAUUUCACGCCGCGCUGUUUUUAAAAAAUCGUUGACGAUUCGUCGAUCUAAAAUGAAAGAGCCAAUCAGAAGUGUUGUAACAGUAACCAAUGUAAAUUCAGCAUGGAGUCUGAUCGUGGAAAGAAAAGAAUAAUGAACCCUUUAGAUUUCGGAUUUAAGCUAAAUCUGGUUAGAAAGAAAAUUACACAGUUGAUUUCCUUCCUGUUUAUUUUGUUAGUUAUUGUUCAAUAACUAUCUGUUAUAUUUGUUUUUGUUCUCAUUAUCAUUUUGCGCUGUUUUAGAUCGGCUUCGUUCACGAUUGUUGUUACUUUUCUUAGUGCCGUUUGUUGUUAUGGUUUUAUCGCUGAAAAGAGGGUAAGUUUUCCGCAUUGUCAGAAUUGAACUUUUUAUAGUUUUCCACAAUCACCCUUGUUUAAAGUUGUUGUUUUUUCUUUGCUGCGUUUUUUUUCAUAUAGAUCCAGUUUUAAAUUAAGUUAGGAUUAAAAACUUCUUACAUUAUUACUUCGUUUUGUCACUGUAAUGGAGCACUAAGGACAAUUCCAUAAAUUUAUUACAUGGGGAAAAAUCUAAAUUGUCUGUAAUUGGACCUGUAACAGGAAUUCUGAAAUAGGAUGUCCUAGUUGUCCGAGUCGUCAAUUUCCCCUUACGGACAAGCAGUUUUCCAAAGCUGGCUUGUCCGGGGACAAGUAAAAUUUCUGUGGUAAACAUUUUUCGAGAACGAAACUACUUCCUUUUCCGAACAUCAAAAUGAAAGUUUAUAUAAAUAGCUAAUGUUAAUCUGCGGACUGGCACACGUUUUCAACUGCAAGGUAGGUAAUUUUCCGAUAAUAAUUAGUUAAUGUAGUAAACCAGUAAAUACCACGCGUAUAUAGCAACGGCCAAUCACGGAUAAGAUAACAGUUUUAGUAGAGAAACCAGCGCAAAUGUGUAUAGCCACAGCCAAUCAUGCAUAAGAUAUCAUUUUUGUAUAUUGCAAAUGGCCACAUAAAUGUUCUACCGACAUGCAUUUUAUUUUAAUAAACUGAGUGAUGAGCAGAGGUUAUUGGUCAAAGAAAAUAUAUCAAAAGACCAGUGCAGUAUUCAGUGAAGUUUAUGGGACCAGGGUAGAUAUUCUAGUCACACACAUUAAAUGAGACUCAGUUAAGUCAGUUUAAGGUGUUUUCAUUGAUUUGUGUAAACAUAAGUUGUAACUAAUCAAUUUAAACAGAAUUGUUAAAUAGGUUUAGAAAGUACUAAACAAAUUAUGAUAUUCAAUAGUUUUGCAAUAAAACAUUUCUUUUAGCUUUUACCAUUGGAGGAAUCUUAAUUAUUCAUAUUUUUUCCGCAAUGGUGAUACCAAAUAAAUUUGUAUGACCUUAUUUUUUACCCAUGAACAGCUACUUGUGCUAUUUGAUUAAGGGACCAUUAAAAAUAAUUCAAAUUUGGAUCAUUUUUCAGUGAUUUAUUUUGUGUGUCAGUUUAUCUCCUACAAUUACUUUAUUUGACAAUCUAAAAUACAUUUACGAAGUGUCUGUUGACAUGCCUAACUCAUAUAAUUUAACACCGAAAGCAAUAUCCAUGGAGAUUUUUUAUAUUUACAUGUGUUCAUUUUACAAGAUAUGUAAAGAAUUCGGUAUGUGUGUAACAUAAGAUCCAAAUAAAACAUUAUUGGGUUUGGUUAUACAUGUUAUUAUAUAUUUUGUUUAAGAAUGUUAGUAUAUCCUGUUUUAUUUAACAUUAUACUGUAUUAUCGUUGUAUGAUAACAAACUGCCAACAUUUGAAAUAUGUACCUUUACAUUGUAUUUUGUAUCUUGAUUUAUUUUAUUUUUAUUUCAUGUUUUCUCUCAAUUCUGACACUGUAGAUAUAUAGGUGUAUGUGUUAUAUUAAGUACUUUAUUUAAAUUCUCUUUUGUUAUUACUGUUCAAUUCUGUAGAAUAUACUUUCAGAUCAUUUAAAGUACAUGUGAAAUCUAAAAAUCCAGUUUGCUUAUACAUGUAAUUUUUUAUUUCAUUCUUUAUUUCUUUUCGUAUCAUGUCUACAAAUCAUAAAGGUAGCAAUAUCGAAUCGUGAUUUGAAAUAUUGUUCAUAUGUUGUUGUUUUCUUCCAUUUUUGCUGAAAUUUUAGUGUUUUACUGUUUAUACGUUUUAUUAUGAUUUAUGCCUGUAUUUAUUUGUUCUUUAAAAAAAAUACAGACGUGCCUUAUCAUUAACUUGUCCAUUAAUAUACAUUAAAUUAUUAAUCCUGUCAGUGGUCAAUCACCAAGUAGACCUUUUAAAUACUUUAUUAAAAGGUUGUAUUCCAUAAAUAUAACAUAGACUGGUAUGUUCAUGUCGGCGGCGUAAGGUUGUAUUCCAUUAAUAUAACAUAGACUGGUAUGUUCAUGUCGGCGGCGUUUAUGUAAAAUAUGUUUCCCAUGAAUAAAUGCACAAAUGAAAUGCAGAAAAAUACUAUUCAAGACUUAAAUAAAAUCUGCGUAUAAGAAGCACAGAGUUAACAUGUGUUAACUAACUAAUGUUAACAUGUGUUACCUAACUAAUGUUAACAUGUGUUACCUAACUAAUGUUAACAUGUGUUAACUAACUAAUGUUAACAUGUGUUAACUAACUAAUGUAAACAACCGGUAGGCUGCAGCGCUAGCAGCAUAUUUAUAGAUUUAAAAAUAGCGCGAUACAAUGAAUGCCGCAAUAAAGAGAGGUCUGAGUAUAUAUUUUUUAUAUUUUGUAUAGUUUUCUAUGUGUUUGCAUGUUUCUAUGAAAAAUAUUAUUAUAUUUAAGCAUAAUAGACAUCCAAACAAGAGACACGUAAAACUGUAUUUAUGUACAUAUAUUAUUUUAUCAACGGUAUAACAUAAUGUGUUUAAAAGAACUGCAUGUGUAUAACAUUUAUUUUAUUGUGUACAUAUAAUGUAACAUUCUAUUCUUGUUUCUUCUGAUUAAAUGUAUAUUUUUGAAUAAAAAUAGUGUUUGUUA
This is a messenger RNA of Dreissena polymorpha, 5326 nucleotides long. RefSeq lists its product as uncharacterized. Gene Ontology annotation, cellular component: cytoplasm; nucleus. Bases 227 to 2086 code for a protein of 619 amino acids. Gene Ontology annotation, molecular function: inositol hexakisphosphate kinase activity. Lineage: Eukaryota; Metazoa; Mollusca; Bivalvia; Myida; Dreissenidae. The record is from RefSeq and is a predicted model, not a curated record. Gene Ontology annotation, biological process: phosphatidylinositol phosphate biosynthetic process; inositol phosphate biosynthetic process. The transcript is spliced from 6 exons.